This is a messenger RNA of Sclerotinia sclerotiorum 1980 UF-70, 1506 nucleotides long. RefSeq lists its product as hypothetical. Gene Ontology annotation, molecular function: hexose transmembrane transporter activity. The record is from RefSeq and is a predicted model, not a curated record. The coding region runs from base 1 to 1506 and encodes 501 amino acids. Lineage: Eukaryota; Fungi; Ascomycota; Leotiomycetes; Helotiales; Sclerotiniaceae. The transcript is spliced from 2 exons. Gene Ontology annotation, biological process: monosaccharide transmembrane transport. Gene Ontology annotation, cellular component: membrane.
AUGGCUUCAGGAGGCAUGAGACAAUGUAUUCAGGAUAUCACUCCGUAUCUAACCUUUUUAAUCUUUAUAUCAACCCUUGGGCCUUUACAAUUUGGUUUUCAUUUGUCGGAAUUAAACGCACCUCAAGAUGUCAUUACAUGCAAGAAGCAAAAUGACGCCAAUUCUAUCGCCAUCGUUCGUAACAGCCUUCCACAAUGUAUACCUAUGAACGAAGCCGAGUUCGCCGCUCUCUCAUCGCUCUUCGUCCUUGGUGGCUUACUAGGAGCGUUGGGUUCAGGUGCCGUGUCGACGAGUUAUGGAAGAUUGUUUGCCAUGAGAAUCACAAGCGUUUGCUUCAUAGCAGGAUCAAUUCUGGAAAUCUUUGCGGGCACAGUUCCAGUAAUGUCUGUUGGAAGAUUCUUUUCAGGUAUCGGGGCAGGGGCUUCCACAGUCGUGGUGCCAAUCUACAUAUCCGAAAUUGCACCACCAAAAGAAAGGGGGUUAUUUGGAUCCAUGACACAAAUUACCACGAAUGUAGGAAUUCUACUCACUCAGGUUCUAGGUUACUAUUUAAGUAAAGGAUCGAAGUGGAGGAUCAUAUUGGCAGUCGGGGCAGGACUUGGCUUGUUACAAGGAGUUGGGCUGUUAUUCAUUCCGGAAAGUCCAACAUGGCUUGCCGCACAUAAAGACCCUCAAAUGGCUAUGAGAACACUUCAGCGGAUUCGGGGACAUGGUUCUUCCAUCGCGGAAGAGAUCCAAGACUGGAAUAUUGAGCCCUCAGGAGAAGAAGAAGAGCGCCUGUUGCUUGAUCCGGAGCUGACUCGAAGAAAUUCCGUCGCUAGCAAGGCAUCCUCACAAAAGUCCACCUCGAACGUCGGAUUUUUUCAAGUCAUCAGAGAUCCGCUCUAUCAGCCUGCAGUAAUCGCCGUCAUUGGUAUUAUGUUUGCCCAACAACUGUGUGGUAUCAACAGCAUCAUCAUGUAUUCCGUAUCACUGCUUUCUGGUCUUCUUCCUGUUUCUUCAUCUAUCGUCACAAUCCUUAUUUCGGUUGUCAACCUGAUCGCAACAGUCGCAUGUGCCCCCUUAGCUGACAAAAUUGGUCGAAAGGCAUGUCUUCUCCUCUCUAUAACAGGGAUGGGCACUAUGUCUCUUGUUUUGGCCCUUUCUCUACGGUGGGAGACCAAGGUUCUCUCUGCAAUAUCCGUCAUCCUAUUCGUGACUUUCUUCGCAACAGGACUCGGUCCUGUCCCUUUUAUAAUGGCAUCGGAAUUCGUCGGUCCAGAAGCUGUUGGUGCAACCCAGAGUGUAGGAUUGGCAGCCAACUAUGUUGCUACAUUCCUAGUAGCUCAAUUCUUCCCAAUCAUCAACACGAAAUUAAAUAGAGCAUUAGGAGGUGUAGGUUGGGCAUAUUUCAUAUUUGCAGCGCUUGCAGUGUUGUCUGGAAUAUUUGUGAGUUGGAGGGUUCCCGAGACUAGAGGCAAGAAAGAUGUCGAUGAAGUUUGGGGAAGGACAAGAAGGGUUGAUUGA